AGUUAGUCUUGUGCAAACCUCGACUGAUUCCUUUAAAGAGUUUAACUUUAGAGAAACUAGAAAAAAUGCAGCAAGAAGCGCAAAAAGUCAGACAGAACAACUUAAAAGAAUAAAUUUUGACACUAAAUCUAGUGAGAUGAGUUACACUCCACUCAUAUCAAAAAUAUUGAUAUCAUUUAUCAUUUCCUCCACUGUUUUAUACCGUUAUGGUAAUUGGUUUAGGCAUCGUAUAUUUGUAACACUAACUGUUUUAUUGGCUUGGUUUUGUAGUUUCCUUAUUAUUUUUGCUCUACCUUUAGAUGUUAUUUCGACUGUCUACAGACAACAGAAUUAUUCUAUUUCCACCCUAAAUGAUACUUUAGAAGAACUUAAAAUACAAGAACCCUCUGGUUAUUUACCUGAGAGGGUUUUUAUCAAUUUGUGGAGGACCGUUUAUUGGAGCACUCAAUUUUUAACAUGGAUGAUAAUGCCAAUGAUGCAGUCUUAUAUUAAAGCUGGAGAUUUUACUGUAAAAGGAAAAUUAAAAUCAGCUCUUGUAGAUAAUGCUAUUUAUUAUGGAUCCUAUUUACUUAUUUGUGGCAUACUUCUCAUUUAUUUAGCACUUAAGCCGGGUAUUGAUUUAGAUUGGAGUAAACUAAAAACCAUAGCUUCAUCAGCAAGUAAUACAUGGGGACUUUUUUUGCUGGUUUUAUUGCUUGGUUAUUCUCUAGUGGAGGCCCCAAGAAACUUUUGGAACAAUUCGAACUAUAGUUUUAAAUUAACUCAAUAUUACUUCAAGCUAGCAAAAUUGAGUUCUGAUAAAUGUGAAGCCGAGGAAACUGUAGAUGAUGUUUUGGAAUCACUGCAAGCUGUUUCUAUUGCGGUUAAACCUGGUCACUAUCUUUAUCCACAAUUUGAAACGAUAUUGCAGAAGGUGCCUUUAGAGUUGAGGGAUAGAAUGAGCCGUAGAAGACUGCCAGAUGACACACCCACUGAUUCCCCCACUGAAAAGGCUCUGGUCAGGUUGCACAGACAGACAAUAAAAUCACUGCAAGUGCUACAGAGGACUGAAACACAAUGGCACUUGCUGAUAAAGAAAAUAUUUGAGUGUGAAGAUACCUUGAAAAAUCAGGUUGCCAGGGACAGAAGGUUCAGAAGGACAUUUCCGUCAGAGCCUGGUUAUUUUACCAGAUUUGCAUAUAUGGCCACUGUAGAAUGGUAUUGGAAGUGCUUAAUUUCAUGUUACUGUUGGAAAAUUUUUAGUAUCAUUACUGGUAUUAUGUCAGUCUGCAUAGUAUGGUCUGAAGUUACUUUCUUUAAUGUGCACCCUCCAUUGUCAAUAUUUGCCAUUAUUGUUAAUGCAGCAAAGAAAAAUUAUGAUUACUUUACAAUAGAGGUUCUUUCAACAUUUAUCAUUCUUUAUCUAAGCUUCUGCGCAUAUUCUACGGUACUUAAAAUAAAAGUUUUAAAUCUUUAUUAUCUGGCCCCUCAUCAUCAGACAAACGAACACAGCCUGAUUUUUUCUGGUAUGAUGUUUAGCAGACUCACCCCAGCCUUGUGCCUUAACUUUUUAGGAUUGAUCCAUAUGGACAGUCACGUUAUCCACAGCGAAGUAAAUGAAACCUCAUACACGCAGAUAAUGGGGCAUAUGGACGUUAUUGGAAUUAUUUCCCAUGGAUUCAAUAUUUACUUCCCCAUGGCUAUACUAGUGUUUUGUCUGGCCACUUAUUUUAGUCUGGGUUCGAGAUUUUUGUCAAUGCUAGGGUUCCACCAAUUUGUUGGUGAUGAAGAAAUGACAACUGACUUGGUUGAAGAAGGAAGAGAACUCAUAAAAAGAGAGAAGCGUAGAAGGCAGAGACUUGAAGAAUCAUCCAUGAGAAGGAAGGAGUAUGAGGAUCGAUUUCCAGCUACUGGGCGUUUCAGGCAGAGUGAUUCAGGUAGAACCCUUGAAGAUCAAGAAAGCAUCAGAAUUAGAGACUCUUAUCAGCUGGAGAUGUAUGACGGUACUGCAUUUAGAACUGAUGAUGUGGACACUAGGUUUCCACCAGAGCAGGAUGACAUUGAUUUGAGAUUUGGGGCUAGUACAGGGAUAGGGUCACAUUAUAGUAGUGAGGGUAGUUUGGGAACUAGGUUUACGGAUGGAUAUCAACAGGAAAACAAUUCAAAAAGAGUGGGAUACCCUCCCAGAGGUAUUUUCGAUGAUGUUUAAUUAUUAAUGCAGUUUAAGUUGAUCAAAGCUUAGUCAGGCACAUUGUGGAUUAGAAAAGGGGUGGCAUCAGGAGUGAUUGGUUGCAGUUAUUAACAUUUUCUAGUCCUUUUUUUUACAACUUGCAGUUAUGUUAAUGUAACAAUUAGAUUAGGAUCAGUGCGUUGUAGGUUAGUUAUGGAAAAACCUUUAGACAUUCCACUUUAUUUUUGUUUGUGUUGUAUAUAUAAACCUGAUUAUUGAAUAAAAUGUUAACCAUU
Messenger RNA from Cylas formicarius (sweet potato weevil), 2445 nucleotides. Its product is annotated as LMBR1 domain-containing protein 2 homolog. The transcript has 11 exons. The record is from RefSeq and is a predicted model, not a curated record. The coding region runs from base 137 to 2188 and encodes 683 amino acids. Gene Ontology annotation, cellular component: membrane. Lineage: Eukaryota; Metazoa; Arthropoda; Insecta; Coleoptera; Brentidae.